This is a messenger RNA of Talaromyces rugulosus, 3759 nucleotides long. RefSeq lists its product as uncharacterized. Lineage: Eukaryota; Fungi; Ascomycota; Eurotiomycetes; Eurotiales; Trichocomaceae. Gene Ontology annotation, cellular component: RZZ complex. The transcript is spliced from 5 exons. Gene Ontology annotation, molecular function: protein binding. The record is from RefSeq and is a predicted model, not a curated record. Gene Ontology annotation, biological process: ribosome biogenesis; mitotic spindle assembly checkpoint signaling; endoplasmic reticulum to Golgi vesicle-mediated transport. The coding region runs from base 1 to 3759 and encodes 1252 amino acids.
AUGCCCUCGACAGUGCGCGAGAACGAAUUAAACGGAUCGAUUCUGGCCUUCGCGGCUGACGGCAUCUAUCCAGAGUCUCAAGAUGUCAUAGCCUCUGAAUUCCCCGCUUCGUCUCUUCCGGAGGAGUUGCAGAGGAUUUCCGAGGUCCGCACACAAGUACAGAGAGAAAUAUCCUCCCUAAGCAAUAAUACCGCUACCGACGUCGACGGAUGGGUUUCCCAGGCCCGCCAGUUACAUGCAGACAUUGAGCGAUCGAGAGAGACAGCGCGGGAAAUCGUUGCGCAACAUGAGAGCACCGUACCGCUAAGAUCUAUGGUCAAGGACGCAUCAGCAAAAGUGAAACUGGUACAGACGGAACUUGCUUUCAACGAGGCCGUCACGGGUAUACUAGAGAAAGUAAAGGACUUCUCGUCGCGCAUAGACAAUGGCCUCAAAGCUGUCGAGGAGGAGCGCAUUGCGGAUGCUAUCAAAUGCGUUGAUUACGCAGAGUCAUUUCUUGGAAAAUCAGACCUAUCAGAUUAUGGUGGCUUAUCUAGCAUACUACACGAGAGUAUAACGCAUUUACGGAAAUCCAUCGAGGAGCUGCUUUUGUUACAAUGGACGAGCGAAGUGCGCAUCAAUAAAAGCGAAAUGACGUUAUUUAUCAACGACAAGCCUGACCAAUCGAGACUGCCUGAAUUAAUCGACUCGUUCUCGCAGCUCAUCAUGCUUGAAUCAGUGAACAAUUCCUUACAACGUGAUCUCAUGGAUUCAAUAAUACAACCCGUCCUGGUGCCACAUGUCCCCGGAGAGAGCUGUGAAGUUUUGGUUGAUAAUGAUGGCGUUCACAUAGGGAGCACAUUGCCUACCUCAGUACCCGAAUUGCUCCACCGAAUCUCUGCGGUGUUCAGCUAUUUACAGCAAAAACUACCACAUUCGAUCUCAAGGCCUCUUUCGGAGGCCAUAGUUCCGGUUAUAUCGACGACAUUAUGUGACUCAUGGUUUACGCCUUUUAUACCUUUGCACUUGGACGAGCUGCAAGGCUUCGAGGCGACCUUGGCUUGCAUAAACGACUUUUGUAAGACGAUCGAAGGGUUUGGGUGGCAUGGCCAGGAAGCCCUUGUUUCCUGGGUUGAUCAAUUCCCUCGCUUGUGGCUCACACGACGCAGAGUUGAUUCUCUUGACCAGGUUCGAAAAAUCCUCAUUCAUAGCAAGGGCGUCACAAAGGAAGUGAGCAGGGUUGAGAAACAGAUGGUUACAAACAAAGAUGACGUUUUGCUGGAUUCCACAGUAACAGAUGACUGGGACGCCGACUGGGGUAAUGAGAAUGAAGAGCAGCCGGCUGAGGCAGCUGAAGAAGAAGACGUCAGUGCUUGGGGCUUGGAGGACGAGGCAGAGAACGCCGAGAAAGCGGACGAAGAUGACGAUGAAGAUGCUUGGGGUUGGGGAGAUGAUACCGAAGAUAUACCCGCCGAGAAAGACGAAGCUCCUACCAGAAAACCUGCACAAGAAAAGUCUUCUUCUGCUAGGCAGCCUUCGUCGGCCAAAGAGAUUACUUUGACGGAGACUUAUACGGUGACGGACAUUCCAGAUGCGGUUAUUGCCCUCAUUGAACAACAGAUUUCAGAUUCGGAGUCAUUGUCAAGCCCAAACUCCUCUACAAAGCGUAUCGUUUCCUCCAAAACCGGUCUGGUGGCGCUACCACCCUUGAUUCUAGCCAUGUUCAAAGCAAUUGCUUCAUCCUUUUACUCACUGAAGUUAAAUGCCGGCAACAUAUAUCUGUACAACGAUAGUAUGUACUUGGCGGAACAGGUCCGGAAAUUCGUGACAGAGAAGCAGAUGACAAGACUCUCUGCCGAUGUUGACGGUUUGGAGCGGUUUGGUAGGCUGUCGUACAGCAAAGAAAUGCACACACAACGCACGAUUGUCACAGACCUUCUUGACGGAAGUCAAGGUUUCAUCCAUUGCUCGGAACAGCCAUUCCUACGAGAGUGCGAAAAUGCCAUUGACGCAACGGUUGACAGAAUCCGCGGGGUGUUUAUGGAAUGGCAGCCAAUUCUUUCUCACUCGGCACUGCUACAGGCCAUUGGCUCCCUCCUUUCUGCGGUCAUCAACAAGACGAUUGUCGACAUUGAGGACUUGUCCGACAUCUCCGAGGGAGAAUCGCAGCAACUAGUUUCAUUCUGCAACAAGCUUUCCAAACUAGAAGACAUGUUCAUGCCAGAACCGCAAGCCGACGGAGUAUCUACGGCGGCAGUCUACGUCCGCAACUGGUUGAAGUUCCAGUAUCUGAUCGCCAUACUUGAGAGCUCUCUCGCUGAUAUUAGAUAUAUGUGGACAGAAGGAGAGCUGAGCUUAGAGUUCAGUCCAGAUGAGGUCAUCGAUCUGAUACAGGCGUUGUUUGCUGAGUCGGAUCACCGGCGGAAGACAAUCUCUGAAAUUCGACGGGCGCGUCUACGGCGAUAUGCUCUUUCAACGCUGGUAAACAAUUUGCUCGAAAACGACAAACCGAUUCCGCUAGAGUUUUUGGUCAACGGAACGUAUCUGCGAACUUCGAUUGAUGAAUACCUGACCGCCAAUGGUAUCUCUGCUGAGACAACGCUCGAAGUUGAAUAUGUUCGGGCUCUUAUCCCGCCUUUGCAUAUUGCGUCGUAUAUGCAUGACGACUGGAUCAGUUCGGUAGAUGUCUUGUCGCGGACGUCGGUUGGUGGUGAUAGUAUCGCGGCAGGCCAAGAGAGGAUCUUGUCGGCAAGCUAUGAUGGGUUUUUAAGAAUGUGGAAUAUGUCUUCGGAAACCAUUGCAGUCUCGCCAGCGGCUUCUGAGGGCGGACACUCGGCUUCCAUCAAGGCAGCCAAGAUCAUAUCACCAACCCAACUUGCCUCGGCGGGACUGGACAGGACGGUGAAGUUGUGGAAAUACAGCGAGGAAGAGGACGGGUCUUCAGCACAGAUUACUCCCCAGCUGGAGCUGUACGGACACAAACUGGGCAUCAAUUCGCUCGCCGUGCACAGUGCAUCCAACAGAAUCCUGUCUGCAUCUGCGGACCACAGCGUCGGAUUCUGGUCUACGAAAAAGUCCGACGCACCAUCUGCUCCAGCUGAACUGCUGCCAUCAAACUCCUCGCGCAACUCCAAGCGCCGCAAGCUCAACUCAUCCGUGAGCACACCCCAGCGCGGCCCUCUGGCCCUGCUGUCCUCGCACACCGGCCCCGUGUCAGCCGCGAUCUUUGAUGCCAAAGACUCGACCGUGGGCUACUCUGCGUCGUGGGACCACACAGUCCGAACAUGGGAUCUGGUGACAUCUGCCCUCGUCGAUACACGCACAACUUCGCAUUCGCUGUUGUCCCUCGAGCACCUUGCCGAACUACAUCUGCUGGCUGCGGGCACAUCAGCCAGACAUAUCACGCUCAUGGACCCGCGUGUCUCGGCGACGUCGGUGUCGGCUAUGACGCUGCGUGGGCAUACCAAUGCGGUAGUGACGCUUGCGCGCGAUCCGCAGAGUACGUAUGGGUUGAUUAGCGGCAGUCACGAUGGUACGUGUCGGAUCUGGGACGUUAGGGCUUCGAGGACGGAUAAGGAUGGGGUUGUUGGUGAGAGUAUAUACUCGAUACCGCGCAAGAGCUUGGAGGAAGCCGGGAGAGAUGGAUCUAAGAGAGUGGGCGGUGACGGCGUAAAAGUUUUUGGGGUUUGUUGGGAUUCGACUGUGGGCAUUGUCAGUGCUGGUGAGGAUAAACGGAUACAAAUUAACCGUGGUGAAGGAGUUCUUCAGGCGCACGAAUAG